This is a messenger RNA of Aspergillus aculeatinus CBS 121060, 671 nucleotides long. Its product is annotated as TVP15 family protein. Gene Ontology annotation, cellular component: Golgi membrane. The coding region runs from base 114 to 512 and encodes 132 amino acids. NCBI's taxonomy places the organism in Eukaryota, Fungi, Ascomycota, Eurotiomycetes, Eurotiales, Aspergillaceae. The transcript has 5 exons. Gene Ontology annotation, biological process: vesicle-mediated transport. The record is from RefSeq and is a predicted model, not a curated record.
AGCCACUCAGACACUCUUCCCUCUUCCCGAUCCUACUCGGCUGCUUCUGCCACUAGAACGAAAGCUUCACCACCAUCGAGUAUAUACGCAGUUGCGUCGACCUAAUCGCGAAAAUGGAUCUCUCCAACAUCUUCCGAAUCGUCAACAUCGUCGUCGGUGUGCUCAUGGUCCUGGGUGGUAUUUCCCAGUUCUUCCCUGCGUCCAUGAGCUCCAUCAUUGUCGGCGUCUAUGUGAUUAUCUUUGGUCUUCUUGUUGGUGGAUUGGAAUUCCUGCCGAACGUCCCCGACUACGUCUACCGCUACGCGUCUUUCCUUUUCUCCUUCCUGGGACGUGGUGGCUUCUACAUCUUCGUCGGGUCGAUCAUGUUGCACGACAACGUCCUGCGCUAUAUUGCGGGCUCCAUCGUCGGCUUCAUCGGUCUGGGAUACAUUGCCCUGGAGUUCAUUCCCUCCAUCGAGCCUCCGUCCAACAUGCGCGAGACCGACCAGGGUUGGGGCGCUGAGCAGGUCUAAGCAUGGUGCGCGCGUUGCAGGAACAGUCGGGCGAUGUGGCCUCGUGUGAUCUCUGCACACGUGCUCGGACAAAGGUUGGUGCUACUCAAAUCUGCAGCCGCUGCCCUUGUCACCACGAACGGGCAAGCGUCGGGGCUAUGUCAGUCCAGCCUGUUCGGA